CAUGUGUGACACUAUACAGAGGGCUUCAGGUAUGGAAACGGACACUGAUGGUCUGUUGUGGGUGCUUGAUGAAGGUAACAGCAACUGUCCGGGCAAACUUUGGAUAUUCAACCUUCUCAAGAACGACAAAACCGAGCGCGUUCACCAGUUCCCGCACUCAGUCAUCUCUCAUUCAAAUGAUGAUAGGUGGCUGAAUGAUAUCGUGCUUGACAAAACGCCAGACGAUUACCUCGCGUACAUCACGGUCUCUGAGUCUGAAAAAAUCAUAGUCUACAGCCGAAAAUUGGACAAAUCCUGGUCAGUUGAAACCCCAGGGAGACGUUGGAUUUCCUUGGCCCUGUCUCCUAUCAAGGAACCGAGACAGUUGUACCUUGGAAGAGCUUUUUCCGAAGAAAUGUACUCAGUGUCUGUGUCAGAGCUGAAGAAUGAAGGCGGAAGCGCUGCUGUCAAAUUCAUCGGCAAUUGGACUAAAUCACCCUGUAGAAUGUUAAUCGACUGCUCCAAUGUCUUGUAUGCCGCCUUUGCCCUCAAGACAUACCUCACCAAAUGGAAUAUUUCAGAGCCCUUUCGUGAGCAGCGGUUGUAUGAGGCCGAAGGAAUGGGUCAUACUCAUUGGCCAUUUACUUUUGACUUGGACGCGAACGGCUCUUUCUGGAUGAUGGAGCGAAAUUUAUCUGAGGGUUGGAGAAAGCCUAGGCAUAAACUACUCAAGGCUGAAGUCGGCGCAAAAUCGUAUAUAUUCUGCACGUCCACAGCCUUAACUACGCCUCAAGCCACCGCCUUUUCGUUCAACACAAUUUUGGUUUGGUUGCUCGUGUGUUGCUUGGUUUUGAGCGGAACUUUAAUUGCGUGGCUGACCCUGAAGAUGAGAAGAAUGCAAACCUCUUCGAGGCACAUUUCGAUGGACAACCUCGUUUUCCUGGGCAGCAAACAGUCUUCUACCGACUGAGAAUAUUGUAAAAUAAAUUGUGUUUUGCUAUUUACUUGUGGGUGAGUUAAAAAUAUGAUAGAGAGAUGAAAAAUAGACGAACGUAGCGCUAUCUAUGGUUUAUCGUCUUUUUUACCAGAAUAAUCUUUUAUUAAUUUGUGUUUCUCGAGUUAAAUAUAAAUAUGAAUAAUUACAUUUCAUAC
This is a messenger RNA of Cloeon dipterum, 1131 nucleotides long. RefSeq lists its product as uncharacterized. NCBI's taxonomy places the organism in Eukaryota, Metazoa, Arthropoda, Insecta, Ephemeroptera, Baetidae. Bases 2 to 949 code for a protein of 315 amino acids. The transcript has 3 exons. The record is from RefSeq and is a predicted model, not a curated record.